Rhagoletis zephyria (snowberry fruit fly) is the source of this 759-nucleotide messenger RNA. RefSeq lists its product as uncharacterized. The record is from RefSeq and is a predicted model, not a curated record. NCBI's taxonomy places the organism in Eukaryota, Metazoa, Arthropoda, Insecta, Diptera, Tephritidae.
AUAAAGUGUCCGCGUGUUUUACAAUUUGUGAACAUUUUAGCCUAUUUGUUUUGAUUAGUUAUUUAUUCACUAGUAAGUAAGCAAAAUUCGUUUAGUUAACAAUACUAUCUUGUAAACUUGCAUGAAAGAACAGAGAUUAUUGAUAGAGGGAGCUUCUGUGAAUUAUGUCUGGGAAGCGUAAUAUAUCGUACGUGAAACCCCAAGAUCCAAGUUUUUUAGCCAAGUUAAAAGCACAAAUCGGAUAUAAAGAAGGUCCAACUGUUGAAACAAAGCGGCAAAGGCUUGAUUUCGACGAUAACAGCUCGGACAGUGAAGUCUGCCCCGACCGUGAGGAAGAGAAGCCCCAAAUAGUGGUGUUACAGAGUGGUGACUUGACCCCGGAGGAAGUCCUUAAAGAGGAGGCACGAAUUUUUAGAGAAGCAGCGGAAGCACGAGCCGAUUUAAGUAGACCAAUAAUAUUCCAGAAGCGAAAAGAUAACCAGAAUCAGUCUACGACAUCUGCAAGUAGCAGCUCAACAUCUGAAAUCAGCAGCUCCAAAAGCUCUAAAUCAAGCAACGAUCCGGAAGGAUCCAAGAAAAUAAACAAGCAGGAGGUAAAACAAAGUCAAAAGAAGAAAAAACCCCAAACAAGUAAAUUAUCGUUUGACGCCGACGAGGAGGAGGACGAAAAUUAGCAAAAACCAGCCAGUCUUUUAUAAGACAACAUAAAUCGUGUGAACAUCUCCCUUUUGAUGGUCCCAAUCUGAAUUUGGUGGAAAC